AUGAGUUGCCACAAUUGCUCUCGGACGGCACUUGGCCUUUUCAUACGGUCCCUCACAAACAUCCAACCAGCUUUCGCUGCCUGUCGCCCUCUCAUACACCCACAAUCGUUGCGGUUUCUCUCCGAUGCGCGCCGACCCCGUAGAGUAGAUCAGUCCGCCUCGAGACCUGAUGGUGUAAAGCCCGACACCGAAAUAGAAGAUGAACUCAGCGGAGAAGGGUUCCCAAGAAAGCGUGAACGUCCAGCAUGGGCAAUACAAAAGGAAGCCUUGAAAGAGAAGCUCGGAGGCGAAGCCUGGAACCCGCGCAAAAAGCUGUCGCCAGACACCAUGGAAGGCAUUCGGCAUCUGAACAGCACACAGCCCGAUAAGUUCACCACUCCAGUCCUGGCCGAGCAUUUCAAAGUCUCACCAGAAGCGAUUCGCCGCAUAUUGAAGAGCAACUGGAAACCGUCCGACAAAGAGUACGAAGAAAGGAUGGAGAGGUGGAAUAAGCGAGGCGAGAGGAUAUGGUCGAAUCUAGUUGAGAUGGGCGUUAAACCUCCGAAGCGGUGGAGAGACAUGGGCGUAGGUCGCGCUCGAAAUGGUGAUGUACCAAGAUGGAAGUCAAGAGAACGGAACUUGGUUGAUGUCAAGGACAGUGCCAGUAGCGACUUUACCGAAUAUAUCCCUGACGAGGACAUCAUACCGACUGUGGGUAAGGAGAGCAAGUCAAAGCCGACCACAAGUAGUAUACCGCUGUCGGAACGGCUAUGA
Molecule: messenger RNA, 753 nt
Organism: Pyrenophora tritici-repentis Pt-1C-BFP
Lineage: Eukaryota; Fungi; Ascomycota; Dothideomycetes; Pleosporales; Pleosporaceae
Product: Neugrin domain containing protein
Cellular component (GO): nucleus
Source: RefSeq, a predicted model, not a curated record